GCUCCGAGGCGGUGCCCGGGGAGGCGCAUCCCGGCGAGGGGCAGCCCGGCCCCUUUUCCCUGGCGCAUCUCCCGGCCCUGGAGCCGCGGGAGGAUGAAGCAGGCGCUGGUGGACGACACCGAGGAUGUGUCCCUGGAUUUCGGGAGCGAGGAGGAGCUGGCGCUGCGGAAGGCGCGCAUCAGGCACCCACUGGCCACCUUUUUCCACCUGUUUUUCCGAGUGAGUGCUAUUGUUACCUACUUGUUCUGUGACUGGUUCAGCAACAGCUUUGUUGCCUGUUUUGUCACUAUUCUCCUCCUUCUAUCCUUUGACUUUUGGUCAGUCAAGAACGUGACAGGAAGACUCUUGGUUGGUUUGCGUUGGUGGAACCAGAUUGAUGAAGACGGAAAAAGCCACUGGGUGUUUGAAGCAAAAAGGGUGCCUACAAUUGCUGCCUCAACUGAAGCUGAAGCCCGAAUCUUUUGGCUUGGUCUCAUCAUCUGCCCCGUGAUUUGGACACUGUUUCUCUUUAGCACCUUGUUCUCCUUGAAGCUGAAAUGGCUGGCUCUCGUGAUAGCUGGGAUCUCCCUGCAGACUGCUAAUUUAUAUGGCUACAUCCACUGCAAAUUAGGGGGACAAAAAACCAUCAGCAGAGUAACUUCGAGGUUGUUUGGCACAGCAGAUGUUCCCCAGAGGCAGAGCAGGAGGAUUUCAGAAGAUGGAACUGAAGAACAUGGCAAGACAGUCCCUAGGUAAUCAAACAAGGAAGAACUCAAAGGAUGAGCAGUAAAACUACUAAUUAAAGCUGUUCUUCACAUGAAGAUAUUUAAAUAAAGCUCUUCUAGAAUUAUGCCUGCAUGAAAUAAUGUCAUCUGUGUUUGAGUCUUUAGAUCCUGAAAGGUUUACAGCCUUUGUAACCUAAAAGCUUCCCCAAAAAUGAUUUAUACAGAGCACGCUGCUUCCACAAAAACUAACCAGAAACUGCUGGAUUAUCUUAGCCAAGAAUUAAAUGUAAUGAAAAGACAAUGCUAAGUUGUUUAAUUUUGGAACUACAACAGACAAAAUCAAUCUGCC
This is a messenger RNA of Neopelma chrysocephalum (saffron-crested tyrant-manakin), 1053 nucleotides long. It is a transcript of the gene TVP23A, whose product is annotated as trans-golgi network vesicle protein 23 homolog A. Gene Ontology annotation, biological process: protein secretion; vesicle-mediated transport. NCBI's taxonomy places the organism in Eukaryota, Metazoa, Chordata, Aves, Passeriformes, Pipridae. The record is from RefSeq and is a predicted model, not a curated record. Gene Ontology annotation, cellular component: Golgi membrane. The transcript is spliced from 7 exons. The coding region runs from base 94 to 735 and encodes 213 amino acids.